Siniperca chuatsi (mandarin fish) is the source of this 1787-nucleotide messenger RNA. RefSeq lists its product as uncharacterized. Gene Ontology annotation, molecular function: glycine N-acyltransferase activity. Lineage: Eukaryota; Metazoa; Chordata; Actinopteri; Centrarchiformes; Sinipercidae. The transcript has 5 exons. The record is from RefSeq and is a predicted model, not a curated record. The coding region runs from base 212 to 1048 and encodes 278 amino acids. Gene Ontology annotation, cellular component: mitochondrion.
ACCGGAAGUUGCCAAGUAACUUUCUGUUUGAGUCUCUUUAUACGUCUAUGGUUUGAGGAGCUUAAUCGGUAUGAAACAUACAGUGACAAGACUGGAGAUGACUGUUAAUGAAUUAUAAAGGCUGGACUCUUGAAUCCAUUUUAGUGGAGCAGAUCAGUCUAAACCGACAGGCAGGAUAAACCGCAUCAUUAAGGAAGCUUCACUAGAAAACAUGAAGGUCCUAAACAAAGACGAACUACAGAUCGCUGAAGGAGUUCUGCUAAAACACUUACCGAAGAGUUUGAAGGUAUACGGUUUCCUAUAUGGUAUUAACAGGAAUAAACCAAGCACAUUGGAGGUAAUUGUUGAUACGUGGCCUGAUUUUAAGGUAAUCAUUUGCCGACCGGACCCCAAGAACAAGCGCGCCCUGGAGUUUAUGAAAAAGGUGACAUACUACAGCAUGGAUCAACAGAUUUUAAGGAAAAUGCUGACAGAAGAGAAUGCAAUUGACUGGAGCACUUAUUUCCUAAUGGCAGGAUUUGACAUUUCCCAUGCCCCCAUGCUCAAAGAAGUGUCUUCUGACAGCGAAGUCAACAGCAGGGUCUAUACUUUGGUGCAUCUUCUGUAUUUGCCAGACAGCAGCCAUCUGCUCACACCAGCCAUUGACAGCGAGCUUGAAUCAAGGAUUUCAUCUCUUAACCAUUCCCAUGUUGACUUGGUGAAUAAAACCUGGAAGUUUGGAGGGAAUGAGUGGGGUUACCGUAUCAUUAAAAACCUCAUCAGCAACUUCCCAUCAUGCUGCAUUAUUGACGGCCAGGGUCAGCCGGUGUCCUGGAUUCUGGUGUAUGAUUACUGUGCCAUGGGGAUGCUGUACACUCUGCCAGAGCACAGAGGGAAAGGCUAUGCCAAAGUGCUGGUCAGCACCUUGGCCAAGAGACUCCAUGCUGAGGGCUACCCAGUGUACUGCUUCAUAGAGGAGGAGAACGUGGUCUCCUACAGGCUCUUUAAAAACCUGGGCUUCAUUGAGGAUCCCUCAUACAGGGCGGCAUGGUUUGAGUUCAACUUUUAAUCUUGUAAGCACUGUGAUUUCUGACAACUCUCUGAAUAUAAAGCUGACAUAUUAUCAGGUAAAUAUAACUUGAAAAGUUUCCUAGUGAAUGAAAAUGGCAUUAUAAUGGAAAGCUUAAAGGCAAUGAAAGUAAUGAGUAAGUAAAUUGUAAAAUUGUAUCAAGGGAGAUAUUCGCACAUCCAACUAUCUGAGAUGCAGGUGCGUUGGAAAGUAUCACUUCAGAGAAAAGAAGAUCCUGCACACUGCCCCUUGCUCAGCAUCACAAUUUAUUGAUCAUACUAACGUUUUCGGUCCCUCUGGACCUUCGUCAAUAGUGUAAAAACACACUGAAUUGUAAAAUUGUUAAAAAAAACAACAUUUUUUUAAAGUAAUUGUAAACUUUCCUGUCAUAUACUGUACAUAUUCACUUUUUAAUAUGUGUUUAUCAUAGAGUACAAAUUAUAUAGGCUCUGCAAAGCAUUGCAUCAAAACCUGGACUGUAACAAAGGAGGUGUAAGUGAAAGAGGCAUUAACUGACCCAAACAAUAAAUACAAUAAUAAUGUCACCUUUUCAUAAUAGGUACAGGUAUUUAGAGGAGCGAUACAAAUGAAAUUGAGCUUCAAGCUUUGCUUUCUGUCAGCACUGAAGAAUUAUCAAACAGUAUAUCCUUUAUAUCUACCAUAGAGGCUACCUAAUGUUAUACACACCAAUGCCAUUAGUAACCACGGUUCCCCCAAAUAAAGAUAUUUCAGCAAUUUA